Molecule: messenger RNA, 779 nt
Organism: Triticum dicoccoides
Lineage: Eukaryota; Viridiplantae; Streptophyta; Magnoliopsida; Poales; Poaceae
Exons: 2
Coding region: 110-541 (143 amino acids)
Source: RefSeq, a predicted model, not a curated record
UUUCGUCCGGCCCCAUAUAACGUUUGCCCUCGGCCGUCGUCGAGGAGAGCGGGCCUGCGUACGUCCUCCGCUACCCUCGGGCCGUGCGUGGCCGUGGAUCGGAUGGACGAUGAGCACUGCUAUACAGCCGACACUUAUUAGACGACACGCGCACGACGUUUGCCAUCUAGCCAUCGGCGGCGUUGUUCCUAGAGUAUCCUACGGUGGGGAGGAUUUAUCGGCUGCACAUCGUGCACUCACCAUCGUGUGUAGAUCAAUUCCGAUGGACGAUCAUCUGGCGGUGCUGGCGCGCGGCGAGGGGUGGACGGAGGAGCGGCACGCGGCGUUCCUCGACGGCGUCGAGCGCUCCUUCGUGCAGGAGGUGCUCGUGGGCGCCGCCGGCGUCAGCGAGGAGCGGCGGGCGUCGCGCAGGCUCUGCCACCGGGGGCCGCCGCCCGCCGGCGGCCGCGGCCAGCUCCCGCUGGAUCGCCCCCUCCCCGACAGCGCCGUGGAGUCCAACCGCCGGGGACCCUCCCGGCCCGCAGCCCGCGACGCCAAAUGACGCAGGUUGCGUCUCAUGAAUCUGAAGUUAACAAGCUAGCUAGAGUGAUAAAUUUCCUUCUAGAACCGUAGCCUCCAAAGUCCAAAGUUGUAUGCGUCGCAGUGGAAGUGAUGUUUUCCAGAUCUGUGCAGUUAUGCCGAUAUUUGUCUUUGUCAAUGUGCCUUUCAUGGCGGGGCAUGGUGUGUAUGUUGGUGAUGCACUAGUUCAUCAUUUAUCUUAAGGAGCUCUCUUCAUAAAA